Messenger RNA from Phytophthora infestans T30-4, 1086 nucleotides. Its product is annotated as cytosolic 5'-nucleotidase III-like protein. NCBI's taxonomy places the organism in Eukaryota, Oomycota, Peronosporomycetes, Peronosporales, Peronosporaceae. Bases 1 to 1086 code for a protein of 361 amino acids. Gene Ontology annotation, molecular function: magnesium ion binding; 5'-nucleotidase activity. The record is from RefSeq and is a predicted model, not a curated record. The transcript is spliced from 2 exons. Gene Ontology annotation, cellular component: cytoplasm.
AUGACUUGGCGUCAUCUCCUCCCCCGCUCGCUUUGCGCUGCUGCCGGUGCCUCGUUCGUCUUGUUCAGCGCUACCGCAGCGAAUUCCUCCCCAGCUUCGUCCACCCACGCGCUGUCCUACAACGACGGACACCACGGUCGCACCCCUCGAAUGAUCAUCAGAGAUCCUGAUGCCUUCGCCCACAAGAUGAAAAAGUUUGUCGAGGACGGUCCAGAGCAGCUCCUGGUGAUCGCCGACUUCGACCGCACCUUGACACCGUACUACAAGCCGCAGAGCGACCCCCAAAAACCUUUGGAGCAAGAAAACAGUAGUCACGGCCUGCCCAUGACCAGCAGCGCCUUGCCACCCGAAGUGGCAACUGCUCACCAGAAACUCUUCGCUCGUUACUACCCCGUGGAAACCUCUUCAAACCUCUCAGCCGAGGAGAAAUUCCCUUUCCUGGCCAAAUGGUGGGAGAGCGUCCACUCGCUGCUAGUCGAGUAUCAACUCUCCAAGGAUCAGGUCAAGACAGCAGUGGCGUCGGGGUCCCUCAGUUUCCGUCCAGGAUUCCACUCGCUCUUUAGACUUUUACACGACCAGCAAGUGCCGACGCUCGUCUUCUCUGCCGGACUCUACGACGUGAUCCACGCCGCCUUGGAAAAGGAGUUUGCAGCGGAGCAUAACUGCACGCACAUCACAGCUGAGGAGAUCCCCGACGAACAAAAGUUCACACCCGACAACGUGCACGUCGUGUCCAACAUGAUGCAUUUCGACGCAAAAGGCCGCAUCGAACGCUUCGACGGUCCGGUCAUUCACCCGCUCACCAAGACGGCGCAUGCGUUGCUGGACUCGCCAUACUGGAAAGAGUGUCAGCUUGACAAACGUCGCAACGUUCUUCUGCUCGGUGACUCGCGAGGCGACGUACGCAUGGCCGAUGGCUUGGACGCCGACGAGAUCAUCCGGAUUGGCUUCCUCAACUUGAAGGUGGACGAAGCUUUGGAGGAGUAUCUCGAACUCUACGAUGUCGUGUUCACCGACGACGCGAGUCUCGUGCCAGUGCAAAUGUUGAUAGAGCAGAUAACAGCAGUGUCCACCAGGAAGGAGUAG